Molecule: messenger RNA, 267 nt
Organism: Linum trigynum
Lineage: Eukaryota; Viridiplantae; Streptophyta; Magnoliopsida; Malpighiales; Linaceae
Source: the annotation of a GenBank genome assembly
AUGAGGGGAUCUUUGGCGAAAGCUUGUGUACUUUAUGCUACGAUCGAAGAAUGUGAUACUGAAGGCAGACUUCUGCGUGCUUGUCAAGUUAUUCACGAAGAGUAUGCCAAUGCUGGACUUGUUCUGGAGAAAGAUGCAAGAGAGCAGUUAAAGAUGCAUGCCACAACGAUGAACAUGAGGCAUAAGAAAGGGAAUCAAAAUAUGAAGAUGAAAAUUAACACGUUUGAUGCACGAGGCAUCGUUGAGCAAUUCGGGGCCGAGGACUGA